Polistes canadensis is the source of this 1785-nucleotide messenger RNA. RefSeq names its product transaldolase (gene Taldo). Gene Ontology annotation, molecular function: transaldolase activity. The transcript has 6 exons. The record is from RefSeq and is a predicted model, not a curated record. Gene Ontology annotation, cellular component: intracellular anatomical structure; cytoplasm. Gene Ontology annotation, biological process: carbohydrate metabolic process; pentose-phosphate shunt; pentose-phosphate shunt, non-oxidative branch. The coding region runs from base 90 to 1088 and encodes 332 amino acids. NCBI's taxonomy places the organism in Eukaryota, Metazoa, Arthropoda, Insecta, Hymenoptera, Vespidae.
AGUUGAUAACAUCCAGAAGCAUUUGGCAACCACGCGCUCCAGUCGAGAAAUUUUUCAAUGAACCCAAAGUUUAUAAAAGUAUCGACAAAAUGAGUGAGCCUCAAUUAAAGAAAGUGAAGAUGUCGAGUUCACUAGUCCAAUUAAAGGAGAUGACAACAGUUGUCGCCGAUACCGGUGACUUUGAAGCUAUGAAACAAUUCAAACCAACGGAUGCAACUACUAACCCAUCUUUGAUUCUUGCUGCUGCCAGUCAAAAGAAAUAUGCUCAUUUAAUUGAUAAAGCUAUUCAUUAUGGCAAGAAGACUGAAUCUACGCCAGAAAAGCAAAUUGAAGCAGCAUUAGAUUUGACCUGUGUCUUGUUUGGUAAAGAGAUACUUAAUAUUAUACCUGGAAGAGUUUCUACUGAAGUAGAUGCUCGACUAUCAUUCAACAAAAAUGGUAGUAUUGAAAAAGCAAAAAGAUUAAUUGAUUUAUAUGAAGAGAAUGGAGUAAGCAAAGAACGUGUAUUAAUUAAAUUAGCUUCUACCUGGGAAGGUAUUCAAGCUGCAAAAGAACUUGAGGAAAAAUAUGGCAUUCAUUGCAAUCUAACUCUUUUAUUUUCUUUCCCCCAAGCUGUCGCUUGUGCAGAAGCUGGAGUAACUCUUAUUUCACCUUUUGUUGGCAGAAUCCUUGAUUGGUAUGUAGAGAAAACAGGUAUAAAAUCUUAUGAAGCUAAAGAAGAUCCAGGAGUAUUGUCAGUUAAAAAAAUUUAUAAUUAUUACAAAAAGUUUGGUUAUAAAACUGUUGUAAUGGGUGCUUCGUUUAGAAAUACAGAUGAAAUUAAGCAAUUGGCUGGUUGUGAUUUCUUAACUAUUAGUCCAAAAUUAUUGGAAGAAUUAGAAAAAAGCAACGAACCUAUUCAUAAAUUAUUAACGGAGGAAGCUGCUAAGAAAAGUGACUUACAAAAAAUUAGUUUAAAUGAAGCUAAAUUCAGAUGGCUUUUAAAUGAGGAUCAAAUGGCAACUGAUAAACUAAGUGAAGGUAUUCGUAAGUUUGCAGUAGAUGUACGUAAACUCGAAAAAUUAUUACAAGAAAAAUUACAAGCAUAAGCAUUUUUUAAAAUAAUUGCUCACAGGUGCAAUAAAUAAUUAUUUUGUAAAAAUACUUAUAUAUUGAAGAUAUAAAUUUAAAUUUAUACAUUUCUGUUUGAAAUUCUACUACUUGUAAAAAUAUGGUCUAUAUUAUGUAUACAUUUAUUUUAUAUAUAUAUUUAUAUAAAGAAUCAUGUAUAUAUAUACUUGCACGCAUGUGUACCUCCUCAAAGAUCCUUAUAUAGUUAUUGUAUAAAUUUUGACCUACUUUAUACUGCUUGAAAUUUGUAAUUAUUUACCUGUGCUUUUUUUUAUACACGUACAUUUCUACUCUUGCUUCUGCAACAUUUUUGUAGUGUUAUUUAUACGUUUUCAUGAAAGCUUCCUUUUUUUCAUUAGUUUUCACAGUGACACUAUGAAAAGUGUCACUUAUAAAACAAUCUCCAUAAACUUAAAAUCUCAUAGAAAAUAUUUAACUUGAGUUAUAGAGCAUUGUAUUUAUGAAUUCAAAACUACAUGAAAAAAAAUACAAAUAUAGCAUAUAAAAAUAAGUAGUUCAAAGUUUAAAAGGAACAUAGUACUUAUUAGGUUGACAUGGGUACAAAAUUUAAUUUUUAUAAGAUUAUAAGCAAUUUUUAGUUUCGAUAAUAGUAGUGACUUAUUAGCUUAUGCUCAUUGUAUAUGGUGUGUGAAUAAAGAGGAUUAUCAGAAAUGA